AUGGUGGCCGUGGUCGCCCGGCACCGGCAGGGGAAGCAGUUGCAGCAGUGCGUGGGUAAUGGUCGCCUAUUGGCCGUCGGGGGCGUGCCGGCGUCGGAGGCGGGGACCUGUGGAGGAAGGGGAAGGAAGAAGCGGGGGAGAUCUGAGGAAUGUCCCCCGGAGAAGGAGGGUUCCGUGGACUCGAACAAGAGGGUGGUCGCGGUAGCUCGCCAGGGGAGAGAGUUGCAGCGGUACGCCAGCGAUGGCAAUCGUCUCGUUGUCGGGUAUGUUCCUCCCUCCUUCCCUCCCUCCUUCCCGCUUGCGUCACCUUGGAAAUAUUCUUGAUCUGUGACCCUUUUUGAAUACGAAUUUGAUGGAAUAUAGUAUCUGGUUUGUUGCUCUCCGCCAGAUGCAUUCCUUACAGAUUCAAGGCUGAUAAGUCUCUGCAAGUCCUCGUUAUCAGCUCUCAGAAGGGCCAGGCGAUCCUGUUCCCAAAGGUAGACGAAUUGCUCCCAAUUUCUUGCAGAAAUCCCUGAGAUGCUUUUCUCUACAAAUAGUGUUCGCUCAAUGUCUUCAAUGGGGAAUCUGCAGGGAGGCUGGGAGAGCGACGAAUCCGAGAUAGACGCAGUCCUCCGGGAGGCGAUGGAGGAAGCCGGUGUCCAAGGAAACGUCGAGGUUAGUUCUUUCGAUCCAUCAUAUAACCCAGGGUCUGAGUUCGAUCCGAUCCUUGCCAUCGUCUAAAAUCCGGAUCUUAAUUCGCAGGAACGCCUGGGCACAUGGAAUUACAAGAGCAAGACGCAGGACCUGUACAAGAGAGGAGACAUGUUCCCCUUGAACGUGACGGAGGAGCUGCUCCAAUGGCCGGAGAUGGAGAGCCGGCAGCGGAAAUGGGUAAGCGGAAGGCCGAAGCCAUUCCAAUCUCUUCUACUCCUGGUGGCGUGUUUUCUGAUCUCCACGAACGUUUCUCUGCGGCAGGUGACCGUGGAUGAGGCGAGGGAGAAGUGCAGGGAGACAUGGAUGAGGGAGGCGCUGGAGGAGCUGGUGAAGAGGCUCGAGAAGCCGCACGACGGAGCGCCGGCCUACACCGCCGGAGCUCCGCUGUGA
Messenger RNA from Spirodela intermedia, 1083 nucleotides. The record is from the annotation of a GenBank genome assembly. Lineage: Eukaryota; Viridiplantae; Streptophyta; Magnoliopsida; Alismatales; Araceae.